Lepidothrix coronata (blue-crowned manakin) is the source of this 1949-nucleotide messenger RNA. RefSeq names its product espin-like (gene ESPNL). Gene Ontology annotation, biological process: actin filament bundle assembly. Gene Ontology annotation, cellular component: cytoplasm. The record is from RefSeq and is a predicted model, not a curated record. Gene Ontology annotation, molecular function: actin filament binding. Lineage: Eukaryota; Metazoa; Chordata; Aves; Passeriformes; Pipridae. Bases 1 to 1611 code for a protein of 536 amino acids. The transcript is spliced from 4 exons.
AUGGUCAGGAAAGAGUCUGACAUGGAGGAGGAGGCUCGUGUCUCUGUCCCCCGCAGCCGCUCGGCCCGGCGGAUGGACCCCAGCAGGUCGGUGCCGGCGGAGCUGAAGUUUCGCAAGCCCUCUCAGCGGGCCAGGAUCCCGGCGCCCUUCCUCGCCCACCCGGACGGGGUGGCUGGGCCGGCGGGACCCCCCGGGUCGGACCCCGCGGAGGCGGACGUGGACUCCCUUGUGCCCACGCACGACGAGCGGGGCCGGCUCAUCCCUGAGUGGAAGCGGCAGGUGAUGGUGCGGCGGCUGCGGGCCCGGCUGGGGCGCGGGCGGUCAGGGGUCGCUAACCUGGCGUCUCCGCAGGAUGCAGCCGCCUGGAGCUUCUCGCCCUCCCACCAAGCCAUGCUGGGCCCCUUCGGGGAGCUGCUGACCGAGGCGGACCUGCAUCAGCUGGAGAGGGCGGUAGAGAGCCUGCGGCUGCGGCGACGCGGCGAGGUGUACCAGGGCGAGCUGCGGCGCUUGGCGCGGGAGCUACGCGCCCUCCUGCCCGCCCCGCUGCUCAGCAUCUCCGUCCGCAGCCCCCCGCCCGCCCCCGGGCAGCCCCUGCCCCUCUGGUGCGGCCGCCUGGCCGGCGCCGUCAGCAGCCUGGCCGCGCUGCUGGGCCACGCCGAGGGGGUCUGGGGGUCCCGCGCUGUCGCCGCCGCCCCUGUCGCUGACCCCGCUCCCCUUGCCGCCGGCGUGCAGCCCCGGGAGCCGGCAGGCAGCCUGGCGCAGCGGGAGAUCCGGCAAUGUGGAGUCUGCGUCCGCAGCUUGCGCGGCGCCUUCGAGCCCGCCUGGGGGGCGGCGGGGGCCGCGCCGGCCGGGGGGGGCGAGGCGGAGGCCGCCAGCGACUCGGGCAUCAGCUGCGAGGAGGCGUUUUCUGACGGCGGCGGCACGGGGCCGGGGCCGGGGCCGGGGCCGGGGCCGGGGCCGGGGUCGGUGUGCGGCAGCCUAAGGAAGGAACGGAUCGUGAUGCUCUUCCUGAGCCACUGGAGACGCUCCGCCUACGCGCCCCCCCGGCCCGCCGGGGACCCUCGGCAGACGGCGGGGAGUGGGGCGCGCGGGGCGGCCCGCUUGGAGCGGCAGCGGGCGGCCAUUCAGAGGCUCCUGGGCUCCUGGCGGGACGCCGUCUGCCGCCGCCCCCCGCCGCCGCCCCCCGCCCGUGCCCUGCUGUCACCGGAGCAGUUCGUGGCGGCGGCGGGGGGCGGCCCAGCCGAGUACGAGAGUUUGUCGCUGGAGAUGUUCAUGCUGGGCUAUUUCCGCAUCUUGGAACAGGAGCUGCCCCCCGAGGAGCGCCGCGGCCGCCACCUGCUCUGCUUCGAGGUGUUCGAGCAGCUGGGCCGGCACGGCUGGCGGGCGGUGCGCGCCUUCCACCGCGCCGUCACCGACGAGAUCGCGGCUGGGAGGCGCAGCUGGCGCGACGGCUUCGACGACAUCAAGGCACGGUACUUCGGGUCCUCGCAGAGCCCGGCCCAGCGGCCGGGGGAGGCCGGGGAGGAGGGGGAGGAGAUUUGCCGAUACAUCGAUCGCAGCUUCGCCUUUUGGAAGGAGAAGGAGGCCGAGAUCUUCAGCCUGGAGGAGUGAUGGCGGCGGGCUGCGGAGUGCUGUGGAGGCCGCGGGAUGCAAUAAACACCUUCUCGGUUCUCUUCCAGCUGAGCGAGGUUUCCCGGGGCGAUGGAGAAAGCUGCUGAGCGAGGGGGCUCGCCUCAGCAUUUCGUUCCCCCCCUCCCCCGGGUCGGGUGUCUCGGUUCCCGGCUGCUGCCGCGUGUUUGCGGCCGUCGCGGAGUGAGAUAAGGGCCUGGCUGCCCACGGAGUGCCCAGGCUGCGCCACACACUGCACCUGAAAGCCAAACCUCACAAGCUUUCUGUCCCGGGAAACAGGGUUGAUGUCUCCUGGUCAGCCUCGGCCAGGCAUUACUGGC